UCAGUUGGUAAUUUGGUAUUGGUUAUGAUUGGUUAGUAGCAGUUAGUAGUUAGUAUCAGUAUUUCGUCUUUCUGUUUACGUCGAUUUGUAGACGGUAAACAAAAAUGUCAGUUCCAUCGUCAGUUUCGUUGUCAACCAGAAACAAGAAACAUUUCUUGGGUGUACCGGCGCCCUUAGGAUACGUUGCUGGUGUCGGAAGAGGAGCUACCGGAUUCACAACUAGAUCUGAUAUCGGUCCAGCUCGAGAUGCUAACGAUGUCUCGGACGAUAGACAUGCUCCACCUACAAAACGAACAAAAAAGAAGGAAGAAGAGGAAGAAGAUGAAGAAGACUUGAAUGAUUCCAAUUACGAUGAAUUUUCUGGAUACGGGGGCUCGCUUUUCAGUAAAGAUCCAUAUGAUAAAGACGAUGAAGAAGCAGACGCCAUUUACGAAGCUAUUGACAAGCGAAUGGAUGAAAAACGUAAAGAAUAUAGAGAAAAAAGGCUCAGAGAGGAACUAGAAAGGUAUCGUCAAGAACGUCCUAAAAUUCAACAGCAGUUCUCUGAUUUGAAAAGGGAAUUGGUAAAUGUAACCGAAGAAGAAUGGAAAAAUGUUCCAGAAGUAGGUGAUGCCAGGAAUCGGAAACAACGGAAUCCGCGGGCUGAAAAAUUCACGCCAUUGCCGGAUUCUGUACUCGCGAGAAACUUGGGAGGUGAAACAUCUACUAGUAUUGAUCCGUCGAGUGGUCUGGCAUCUAUGAUGCCUGGUGUAGCGACUCCUGGAAUGUUGACUCCUACAGGAGAUUUAGAUCUAAGGAAAAUUGGACAAGCCAGAAACACUCUAAUGAACGUUAAAUUAAACCAAGUUUCCGAUUCCGUAGAAGGACAAACUGUUGUCGAUCCAAAGGGCUAUCUUACAGAUUUGCAAAGUAUGAUCCCAACGUACGGCGGUGAUAUCAACGAUAUCAAGAAAGCCAGAUUGCUAUUGAAAUCUGUGAGAGAAACGAAUCCCAAUCAUCCACCAGCAUGGAUUGCAUCGGCUCGUUUAGAAGAAGUUACAGGCAAAGUACAAGCUGCGCGAAAUCUGAUAAUGAAAGGGUGCGAGGUAAAUCCUACGUCGGAAGACUUAUGGUUGGAAGCAGCUAGACUUCAACCACCGGAUACGGCUAAAGCGGUAAUUGCGCAAUCGGUACGGCAUAUACCAACGUCUGUUCGAAUUUGGAUAAAGGCAGCUGAUUUAGAGACGGAAACAAAAGCGAAAAGGAGAGUGUACCGCAAAGCGUUGGAGCACAUUCCAAAUUCGGUGAGAUUGUGGAAAGCGGCGGUCGAGUUGGAGGAACCAGAGGAUGCACGGAUUUUACUUAGUCGAGCGGUCGAGUGUUGUCCGACCAGUGUAGAUCUGUGGCUUGCUCUCGCAAGAUUAGAAACCUAUGACAACGCGAGGAAGGUACUUAAUAAAGCAAGAGAGAACAUUCCAACCGAUAGACAAAUCUGGACCACCGCCGCAAAAUUAGAAGAGGCGAAUGGGAAUAAGCACAUGGUAGAAAAAAUUAUCGAUCGUGCGAUAUCCUCGUUGAGCGCGAACGGAGUCGAAAUUAACAGAGAACAUUGGUUCAAAGAAGCCAUGGAGGCGGAAAAGGCUGGUGCGGUACAUACAUGUCAAGUUAUCGUUAAAGCAAUCAUCAGUUUUGGCGUAGAAGAAGAAGAUAGAAAGCACACGUGGAUGGAGGAUGCAGAAGCUUGCGCCCAACAAGGAGCAUUGGAGUGCGCCAGGGCUGUCUACGCUUACGCAUUGUCGGCGUUUCCUAGUAAAAAAUCAAUUUGGCUACGCGCAGCCUAUUUCGAGAAAACGUAUGGAACGCGAGAAUCUUUGGAAUCUUUGCUCCAAAGAGCAGUUGCACAUUGUCCCAAAAGCGAAGUGCUUUGGCUCAUGGGUGCAAAAUCCAAGUGGUUGGCUGGUGAUGUUCCAGCAGCUAGAGGUAUUCUGUCUCUCGCGUUUCAAGCAAAUCCAAAUUCAGAGGAGAUUUGGUUGGCGGCCGUGAAACUAGAAUCUGAAAAUUCUGAAUACGAAAGAGCUCGGCGAUUACUUGCAAAAGCGAGAGCAUCCGCGCCAACUCCUAGAGUAAUGAUGAAAAGUGCGAAAUUAGAAUGGGCUUUGAACAAUCUCGACGCAGCCUUGCUGCUUCUGAAAGAGGCUCUGGAGGCAUUCGACGAUUUCCCAAAGUUGUGGUUGAUGAAGGGUCAAAUCGAGGAGCAACAGGGAAAUUUGGAUAAAGCUUUGGACACUUACACACAAGCUAUUAAGAAGUGUCCGAGUUCGAUUCCAUUGUGGCGUUUACUAUCACAACUGGAACACAGAAAAGGCCAAGUUACUAAGGCUCGUUCAGUGUUGGAAAAAGCACGUCUAAGGAAUCCAAAGAACGCUGAACUUUGGUUAGAAGCUAUCAGAAACGAAUUGAAAAGUGGCGGUGUCAGAGAUAUGGCCAAUACACUUAUGGCAAAAGCUUUGCAAGAGUGUCCGACAUCAGGUUUACUUUGGGCUGAAGCGAUCUUUAUGGAACCAAGGCCACAGAGAAAGACUAAAAGCGUUGACGCAUUGAAGAAGUGCGAACACGAUCCUUAUGUACUUCUUGCGGUAUCCAAAUUGUUCUGGUGCGAACAUAAAAUUACAAAGUGUAGAGACUGGUUCAACAGAACAGUGAAGAUAGAUCCUGAUUUAGGAGAUGCAUGGGCAUACUUCUACAAGUUUGAACUUCUAAAUGGAACAGAGGAACAACAAGAAGAUGUAAAAAAACGAUGCAUUGCUGCAGAACCUCAUCAUGGUGAAAACUGGUGUAAAGUAUCCAAGAAUAUUGCAAAUUGGUGCUUAAGCAUAGAUCAAAUCUUAGUACUGGUCGCAAAAGAUCUACCAAUUCCAAUAUAAUCGAUAAUAUAAAUUUAAGUGUGCAUUGUAAAUAAUUUUUAAAAGUUUAUGAGCAAUAGAAAAAUAAACAAUCUUGUACAUGUGUUGAAAUGGACAUUGUAUACAACA
Molecule: messenger RNA, 3011 nt
Organism: Hylaeus volcanicus
Lineage: Eukaryota; Metazoa; Arthropoda; Insecta; Hymenoptera; Colletidae
Gene: Prp6
Product: pre-mRNA-processing factor 6
Exons: 9
Coding region: 105-2903 (932 amino acids)
Biological process (GO): spliceosomal tri-snRNP complex assembly; mRNA splicing, via spliceosome
Cellular component (GO): U4/U6 x U5 tri-snRNP complex; catalytic step 2 spliceosome
Molecular function (GO): protein binding
Source: RefSeq, a predicted model, not a curated record